AUGAUCUUCCCUCCUGCCUUCCUAGAUUCAUCAAGCUGCUGGAACAUGAACCACGACCAGCUGCAGCUGCAGCAAAUCGGACGCGGCCAGGGCAACAACACUCAUAUCACUACUGCUCCUUCACCUGCUGGUCCUGGUGAUGGAGGAGGCAACAACAACAAUCUGGAAGGAUUAAUGGCCGCGGCCAGGGCCGGAGGAGGUGGUGGUGAUGGUGGUGGCGGCAGCGGCGGCGCUGGAGAUGGUGAUGGUAACGGCGGUAGGGAUAGUAAGCAGAUGUCGAUGUCUGAGCGGGCGCGGCUGGCACGGGUGCCGCAGCCAGAGUCAGGGCUCAACUGCCCGCGCUGCGACUCCACCAACACCAAGUUCUGCUACUUCAACAACUACUCGCUCACCCAGCCCCGCCACUUCUGUCGUGCAUGCCGCCGCUACUGGACCCGCGGCGGCGCGCUGCACAAUGUCCCCGUCGGCGGUGGCCACAAUUUCUAUUCCAGCACCAGUAAUGCACCUGGUAAUUAA
This is a messenger RNA of Triticum aestivum (bread wheat), 516 nucleotides long. RefSeq names its product dof zinc finger protein DOF5.1-like. Gene Ontology annotation, molecular function: DNA binding; DNA-binding transcription factor activity. NCBI's taxonomy places the organism in Eukaryota, Viridiplantae, Streptophyta, Magnoliopsida, Poales, Poaceae. The record is from RefSeq and is a predicted model, not a curated record. Gene Ontology annotation, biological process: regulation of DNA-templated transcription. The transcript has 3 exons. Bases 1 to 516 code for a protein of 171 amino acids.